Molecule: messenger RNA, 2799 nt
Organism: Drepanopeziza brunnea f. sp. 'multigermtubi' MB_m1
Lineage: Eukaryota; Fungi; Ascomycota; Leotiomycetes; Helotiales; Drepanopezizaceae
Biological process (GO): phosphatidylinositol biosynthetic process
Cellular component (GO): endosome membrane; PAS complex; fungal-type vacuole membrane
Source: RefSeq, a predicted model, not a curated record
AUGGAGCAGAGCGUCCAGCGUGCGCUGAACGAUAAACUCUACGACAAACGUAAAGUCGGAGCUCUAGAGCUUGAACGUGCCAUACGGGACCUCACGGCUGCGAAGGAUUUCGAUAGAAUCAAGACGAUCAUCCAGCAGCUUUGCAACGAGUUCGCUUACGCUGUCCAUGCACCUCACGCCCGAAAUGGAGGUCUCAUCGGACUCGCAGCUGCUGCUAUUGCAUUAGGGCCGGACUUGGCCCGGUACUUGGAUGAAAUCGUUCCUCCCGUGCUGGCCUGCUUUACCGACCAAGAUGCUCGAGUCCGUUAUUAUGCGUGCGAGAGCAUGUACAACAUCGCAAAGGUCGCAAAGGGCGAAGUGCUACCCUAUUUUAAUGACAUUUUCGAUGCGUUGUGCAAAUUAGGAGCAGACUCAGAACUAUCCGUCAAGAACGGAGCCGAGCUGCUGGACCGUCUGAUCAAAGACAUUGUUUCGGAAUCGGCAGCAACAUAUGUAUCAAUACUUCAGACUGCAGAAGACCCGACGCUAGAGAACGACAAAGAAACAACAGAUGAAUCCGUAGAUUUACCUACAGCCUUCUCGCUGGUUAAAUUCCUUCCUCUGCUCAAAGAGAGAAUCUACGUGAUCAACCCAUUCACUAGAACAUUCCUGGUGGGCUGGAUCACAUUACUCGACUCUAUUCCGGACUUGGAACUCGUGGCCUACCUUCCAGAGUUCCUCAGCGGACUGUUGAAGUUCCUCAGUGAUCCAAAUCGAGAUGUUCACGUUGCUACGCAGGGGGCCCUGGAAAGAUUCCUGGGCGAGAUUAAGCGGAUCUCACGGAUCAAGAAGGGCAUCGCAGAAAGUCGAAAAACUCGCAGUGAUGUAAAGCGGAAACGUUCAGUCUCAAUGGAUAGUGAGGUCUCGACAGGCGUUGGAGCCGAUGCCGAUGAAGGCUCCGAAAGUGGCGAUGACAAAGAUGCUAGUGACGACGAUGACUGGAUCCCAGGACAAGAUGUGCAGGUAAAUCACAAGGAGAUUCUUGAGGUUCUCACGGCCAACCUUGAUUCGCCCCUGGAGGAGGACAGUCUACUGGAGUCUCUACGGUGGAUUGUCGAUUUCCUUGACAUCUGUCCCGAAGAGGUGCUUCCAUUCGCGCCCAAAAUUCUUGCCCAUUUGCUACCCGCUAUGGCCAGUGGCGUCGAAACUAUCCGACUCGCGGCAGGAAGAGUCAAUACUUCGUUGAUGAACUAUGUGGUGUCACUGGGCGAUGAGGGCGCGCCUCCAGAAGCAGCCUCUGGGCCAUCGAGACUACCCACAUCAAUAGUGAGGGAUAGUGCUGGACCCGAGAGACGAGAUUCUUCCACGAAUACUCGUGGAUCCAUCUCCAACUCUCGCGAGCUGGACAGGUCAUCGGAGGUUCAGACACCACCUCCGAUGUAUAAAACCCCGUCGCCUUCCUCACCAGUGCAACCUCAGGUCGACCUUGAUUAUGCGGCGGCUGUCAAUUCUCUGACCCUCCUCUUCCUCAAUGAUCAUGAAGCUACAAGAGUUGCCGCUCUAUCGUGGCUGCUCAUGCUACACAGGAAGGCACCUAGGAAAGUCCUCGCCUUCAAUGAUGGCACAUUCCCCGCCCUCCUCAAGACGCUUUCGGAUCCAGCAGAGGCAGUGGUCACUCGAGAUCUGCAGCUGCUUUCUCAGAUAUCGAGGAAUAGCGGUGAUGACUAUUUUGCCUCCUUCAUGGAGAAUCUAUUACAAUUAUUUUCGACUGAUCGGAAACUUCUUGAGACUCGUGGAAACUUGAUAAUUCGCCAGCUCUGUGUCAGUCUCAGCGCUGAGAGGAUCUAUCGUACCCUUGCCGACUGCAUCGAGAAAGAAGAGGAUGUCGAAUUCGCCAGCAUUAUGGUCCAGAACUUGAACAACAACCUCAUUACGGCGCCAGAGCUGGCCGAACUUCGAAAACGGCUUCGCAAUGUGGAGACAAAGGAUGGACAAACCUUUUUUGUGGCGCUGUUUAGGUCCUGGUGUUACAAUGCUGUCGCUACUUUCUCCUUAUGCCUGCUUGCUCAGGCAUACGAGCAAGCAUAUAACCUGCUCCAGAUUUUUGCGGAGCUCGAAAUGACAGUCAAUAUGCUCAUUCAAAUUGAUAAACUUGUGCAGUUGCUCGAAUCCCCAGUGUUUACUUAUCUUCGGCUGCAACUAUUAGAGCCAGAGAAACACCCUCACCUCUACAAGUGCCUAUACGGCCUUCUCAUGCUGCUACCCCAAUCCUCCGCCUUUGCAGCAUUAAAGAACAGACUCAACAGCGUUAGCGCAAUAGGCUAUCUGCACAUUGCCCCCCGAGCGUACGUAUCUCAAUCUCGUAAUAACAGUGUCGUCGAGGCCAUCUCUACAUUUCAAUUUCAUCAACGUCAAAAGAGUGGUGAAACUCAUGCUUCUUCGUUUAGCACGCCUACAAACACUGGGCCGUCAAGCUUCGAUAGAUCCAGUCGACUGAAAGGCAGGGAUGAGGGUGGCAUUCGAUGGAACGAGCUUUUAGAUAAGUUCAAAAGCGUCCAGGAGCGAGCCAGGAGGGUGGCAAAGAGAUCGGGUGGAGAUUUCGAUGAUGGGCUCGGCAUGAUGUCGGAGCCUCGAGCGGGAGACGGUUCAGAUGCAAGAGCAUUCAAGGAUUUGACUCGACUUCAUGGACCACCGCAAAUUGUCAAGGAUGCAGCAACAAAUCCAGCCGGGGCUCAGCCAACGGCGAAUAAAUCGAAGUCAAGCCUGGGGAAGUUUGGGCGGUUGGGAGGAGCGGUAUCAGGUACUCGACCCAAAAGAUAA